Molecule: messenger RNA, 408 nt
Organism: Gigantopelta aegis
Lineage: Eukaryota; Metazoa; Mollusca; Gastropoda; Neomphalida; Peltospiridae
Product: phenylalanine--tRNA ligase beta subunit-like
Exons: 3
Coding region: 160-393 (77 amino acids)
Biological process (GO): phenylalanyl-tRNA aminoacylation
Cellular component (GO): phenylalanine-tRNA ligase complex
Molecular function (GO): phenylalanine-tRNA ligase activity
Source: RefSeq, a predicted model, not a curated record
UUUUUCUAGUGUUCAAGAGAAGACAUUGCUGAAAAAGUGGGACGUAAAAUUGAAGAGACAAAAGCCGUGCACAUUGCUAAUCCGAAAACAGCUGAAUUUCAGGUUGGUCGGACGAGCCUGCUGCCUGGUAUUCUAAAGACGGUGCACUACAACCGGAACAUGCCGCUCCCUCUCAAACUGUUCGAGGUGUCCGACGUCAUGUACCAGGAUCCCAGCAAAGAUGUUGGAGUUCGGAAUGAGCGUCGUCUGUGUGCAGUGAACUACAACACGUCGUCAGGGUUCGAGAUCAUCCAUGGCCUGCUCGACCGUGUCAUGCAGCAACUCGAGGUUCAACACAGUCACGAACCCGAGUCUGGAUACCAUCUGGAGGCUUGUGAUGGUAAACAGGAUUAAAAUUGAAUAUAUUUU